AGUGAUGUACACUUUUUGGUACUUGAAAUUAAUGAAAUCUCUUUGAUUCCACCUUGAAAAUAUCAAAAGUGUUCAUUCCAUUAUGUUUUCAACCUGCAAAAUUGCAAUGGGUUCGUAACCCGUGUGUGACGUUUAAUUUUAUUUAUUUAUAUGGAAUAUAAAUUGUACAUUUGUAUAGUGUUAAUAAGUAUAACAAUUGUGUUUAUUUUUACCAAUAUUUUAAAUAUUGUUCAUGAUUAAGAAAUAAUGUCCUUCGAUUACUUGCCUGUGGCUGAAGACGAAAACGAAGAACCCAUAGAAUUACCUAUCGAAGAAGAUGGAACGUUAAUGUUAACAACGGUGUCUGCGCAAUUUCCUGGGUGUUGUGGCCUAAAGUAUCGACAUCCUGAAACGAAAACUAUCAGAGGUAUCCGAUUAAGAGAUGGUAGAUUAUAUCCUCCUCCCGAAGGAUGGGGCAAUCAUCUUUACAUUUGCAGUUUUCCUAAAGAAAAUAAACGUAAAUCUGGCGAAAACUCUGAAACAUCUUCGAUAAAAAACAAGAGAAACGAUAAUCUAUGUUCAGAUUUAAUCGUGUUGGGCUUACCAUGGAAAGCAACAGAACAAACUGUACGAGAGUAUUUCGAAAAGUUUGGCGAAGUAUUAAUGGCGCAAUUAAAAAGGGAUCCAAAAACUGGAAUGUCUAAAGGGUUUGCUUUCAUUAGAUUUGCGUCAUAUUCAUCACAGAUGAGAGUAUUGGCACAGAGACACAUGAUAGAUGGCCGAUGGUGUGAUGUUCGAAUACCUAACUCCAAAGAAGGAUCAGUCACUUCCAUGCCAUGUAAAGUGUUUGUGGGUCGCUGUACAGAAGAAUUGACAGCUAAUGAUUUACGGGAAUACUUUUCUCAAUUUGGCGAAGUGACAGAUGUCUUUAUUCCAAAACCUUUUAGAGCUUUUAGUUUUAUAACGUUCUUGGAUCCAGAAGUAGCACAAAGUCUAUGUGGUCAAGAUCACAUAAUUAAAGGUGUAUCAGUGAAUGUAUCCAAUGCGUCACCUAAGCAAAAUAAGAGUGGUGCAAACCAAAGGAAUUUACCAAGCAGAAACUAUGAAGAGGGGCAUCCACACAAUACUUCAAACAAUAAUUCAUGGAGUAGCCGUAAUAUGGAUAUGGUCAACAUGCAAGCACUAGGUAUGUCUGGUCAGCAUGGCCAAACUGCAGUAGCUGCUGGUGGAGGACAGGCACAGGGUGGUAGUAUGCCGCUAGGCAUGGGAGGAUUGCCUGUCAACCAAGCUCUUGUAGCAGCACUCAAUCAAGCAGCUGGUUGGGGGCUAAUCAACAAUAUGCCAUCUGGGGGCUCUGAUCAGGGGCCUUUUGCGGGUCCCACAUCUUCUGCUCCUCCAGGGCCACCCAACAUUCUUUCAUGGAUGCAACAAGGUAACUCGGCACAGGGACCUUCUAGUCAGUGGGGACAAAGACACCAGUCCCAAGGCCACUCUGUUUGAUCCAAUAUCUGAUUCAACAAGCUCAUGAUAAUCACUGUGAUUGUAGCAACAAUUAGAUAAAUUAUCAUUAUGUUUUAUCUGCAACAAUAUGAAUGGGAUGUUUUGUCAAUAAGAGUGGUAUAUCUAUGUUUGCUACAGAUGUUAUUAAUUUAUUAUGGAAUUGCUUUUGUGUUUUGUUGAUUUUCUUGAAACCUAUAUUAUUAUUAUUAUGAUAAAGUGUAUACAUAUAAAAUGUGGAACAUAUAUGUUUCAAAUCAUAGAUACAUGUCCUAUUAAUAGGAAAAUAAUAAAAAAGUAAUAAUAGAUAUUGUUGUGCUUUUGUUUACACAAAAUUUUGAAAAAUAAUUUUUAAAUUAUUUAUUCACAAUAUAAAACAUCACAAACUUCUAUGCUUUUAUUGGAUUACUAAAUUUUCUGAUGUAAUAUUAAAAAGUGCCCAAAAACUUACUCAUACACAUAAUUACAUAACAAAUAUAUACUUAUGUAAAAGUACAUUUAACACUUUAAAAGUACUGAGAAACAUGUCCAGGUAACAGGUUAAAUUGAAUUGAGGACUUGGUUUAGGAUGAUAGUGGGUGAUGUUAUUAUUUUCUUCAUAAAAUAAAUCAUAGUUGAUCCAUUCAUUGCUGCAUUAUGCAUAUAAAUUUGUAGAGUAUAAAAAUAAUUGUUGCUGAUUACUACUCAAUUAAUUGAGGGGAGAGGGACUAUAUUGUGUAUUAUGUACUUAUGUAAAAUAAAACAAUAUUAUUGUAUAUAAUCAGUCUUUUAUCUGUAGGUACAAAAUGAAAUCAAGCUGCAUUGUCAAAGCCUAUUCAGUCACAGCCUUAUAAAUAAAGACCAAUUUAUUAGGUGGGAUGAGAUCCCAUUAACUAUUAUUGUACACAAUGAAUGGAUUAAGUAUCCAAGUAAAUAUUAAUAGUUUUAAUGACAAUAUGUCAAAUAUUUUGUUUAUAUAAUAAUUUUUAGAGUCAGUCUGAAAUAUUUUCAAAUCACAUUUUUUAUUUAUUACGUACAUAUUUAUCAGCAUCAGAAGCUUUUUUUUAAAUAACAAUUGCAAUAUUUUUAACUAAAUACACAAUGUAAAUAUCUUUAUGUUCUAAAUAUUUGCAAGUAAAUAAUGAAGGGAUUCAUAGAUAUAAUACAUUUUGGUUUAGAUUUGCCAUAAUACUAUUUAUUUUAAAACAACUACAUCUAAUGAAUUUAGAUGAAUUAUAAUUUGUACAUUAAUGGGUAUAUGUUUCUUACAACAGGCUGUUAAAAGUUCAUACCUGUAUUGUAAAAAUAGAAAUCUAUUGUAUUGUUAUGAUUGUUUAUCAAAUAAUGUUGUUUAUUAUAAAUUUAUUGUGUGUUUCCUCUGGUGGAUGUGGACAUGAAAUUGAAGACAGAUGUCUAUUUUUGUCAAUAUAAUGAUUAGAAUAUAUUUGUGAGUAAGCAUUGUGGGAUUGUUUAUUGAAUGGAUAGGUAGACAUAAAUUAUACACAGUAGGUACUUGACAUGUACACAAUAGCCACUGUAUAUUUUAGAACAAUUUGAAAGUGUGGGUUUAAACAAAUUCAAGACUGAACAAUGUUCAAAGAAAGAAUUAUUAAAACAGUAGUAAUUAUAAUUAUUAGGUCACCAAUAUUAUGUUUAAUGCAGUGAAAUAACUAUUGUAAAUGUAACUGAAUAACACAUUUAAAAACAAAACUUGGCUUAAUAUUUUUAUUCUUUUCAAUUCCUAAAUUUAAAAAUAAAUCCAUUUCAGUAAAUUUAUAUUUAUUAAUUAGAUUUUAUAUAAUAAGCACUUGUACCUUAAAAUUGUUGAACAUAUAUUUUGAAAAUCACCAUCCUCAGACCAAUAACAAAUUUGUUAAUGAUUACCAACUUCAUUUGCUUGCAUCAUUCAGUUAAUGAACAUUUUGAUUACUUAAAAUUUAAUAAGAUUAAAAUAAGUAAACAAUAGAUUCAGUAUGAAUCCUGGGAUCUGGGCCUGAGACAUUGUAAGGCAGUAGCCUAAUAAUUAUAGUAACUUCACUGUUCUGAAAAUUUUCAGUGACUACAUACCUAUUAGUCUUUAGUGAAAACCAUAUUCGGUAAUUCUGCUAAGCGACUAGUACCUAGUUAUACGUUAUUGUGGUGUUACUAUAACUACAAGUACAACAUACAGAAAAUGUCAUUAGUUUUGAUAUAAUAGAUAGAUACGAAAUAUAUAUAUCACAUAUAUUUAUUUCUCUUACAUUGUAUUUUGUGUAUGAGGUGAAACGGAAAUGAUAUAACCAUAUGAAAUCCGGGGAUAAUUUUAGAUAAUUCGUGAAUGCUUACUCUAAGCAGUAAACAUAAUAUGAAAAUAAUUAUUGGCUUAUCCUUUCGUUCAUACAAAUUGUGUGGACAUGUGAUCGGGUGUAGCAGGUUUAAACAUUAUUUUAUACAAAGUUUAAUGUAUAGACAAGCUGUAUAUAGGUGUAAUAAAUAUAUUUCAACCUAUAAUAUGUUAUACGUUCGUGAACAUACCUUAUACCGUUUCCGUUACACCCUGUAUAUUUAAUUUAUUAGGAACUUUAAUUUUUGUUGGACUAGGUACCAAGAGCUUAAAUUAUACUUAUAAAAGUAUGGAAUUGCAAUUAAUUUUCUUUUACGUGGAUGUUUUUGCUUGAUUUGUUUGUUAUAAUAACUUAUACAAUUUGGCCAUUUGUUGUUUGGUUCUAAUUUAUAUGCAUGUUGGUAUAAUGUAUAAAUUUUGCGUGACUUGUGUAGUAACUAUUGAAAAAUUAAUUUUGUUAAAUUUUAACAUAAUAAGUCAAUUUGUGUCGCCAAUAUAUUAAUUGAUGUAUACUAUGAUGUCCAUUCGUAUGCAAAAAUAAACUAGGUAGGUAUGGGUAGGUACCUACUUAUUAUAGUAAAUAAAACAAAAAAAAUGAAAAUUUAAGUUCUCAACUAAAUGCAAGAGAAUGACAAAACGAUUUAGAUAGUAGGAUGCACCAAGAUCAAUACCAGUUUCACAAAGUUCUAAAAUAUUUACCUAGUUGAGUAUUGGAGUCAUAUUAUAUGAACAUAAAAUCAAAUUAUUAUAGUAGCAUUGGGUAUAAUUAUGAAAUUAAAAUACUGUUUUAUUCGAAGUAGGUAUUAGACGCGUAUAAGUUAUAAAUGACAAGUACUCGUAAUGGAAGCAAAUAAUUAUACGUAUUAUUAUUUUAAAUGUGAAAUACACAAGUAAUAUAAAAUAUGCACCAACUUAGCUAUCAUAAUAUUAAUUUAAAAAAAUAGUGCAUAGUCCAAAUUGUUGUUUAUCGGUUCAAUCAUAUUUCAACUGCCAAGUCUCAUCUACAUAAAUAGGCCUAAAGUUCUAUAAAAAAAACUGCCAUUCUAUAAGAUCAAAUCUAGGAACAAAAUUUUAAUAAUAGGUACAAUUCUGUAGAAGCCUAUCAGAUUAACAAUGAUUUCCCGUAAUAAUAGUAUUUACAUAUUAAUAUUACAAUUUAAUAACAGUUUCUAAUUAAAUAAUUUUAUUUGUAACGACAUUUAUUUUUAUAUUUUAUUACAAAAAUAAAAACUACAGUAAAUAAUUUAAGUAAACUGACAGAAAAAGCUGUCUUUCAUUAUUUAGUACUUACAUUUAUCGCGAUUGUGGAGAUUUUUUUAUAAAGUAUCUGGCAGGUCAUUUGACUUUUCAUUAAUGUAUUGUCUUAAAAUAGGUAUGUACCUACCUUGCAACAUAAUAAAUAUUACAUUACCAAUUUAUAAUUACGUGUCUAUUAAUAGACAUUGACUUCAAUGCUGUUUGAUUUCUAUUUUAUAGUUUAAAAUAAAUUUUUAGUGCUGAGGAAUGGGCGCACAAGAGGGGUAUCUUGGGCGUCACAGUAUAUUUUGUAGAGGGUCACAGUGAAAAAUAAUAUUCUUAAGAGCCAAAAUAUAUAUAAAACAUGUAGAUACAAGACGAGACAACCAUUUGAAUAGAAACAAAAAAGAUAUAAUAUCAACAUUCUUAAAUUUAGCCAGACGUUAUGCCCACAAAGAAGUUUCAAUAUAUUUGUGUUUAAAAUUUGAUAAAUUUCAAAGGUACACAGUACACAAAGGACACUUUGUCACAUUUUAUUUAAAAUAUAUCACUACGAAGCUAUCUAUUGAUUUGAUACCUGUAGUUUAUAUGUUUUUGUUCAUUAAAAAACUAUAAAGUUAAAAAAAAUUAUAGGUACAAGCAUUGCUCUGAAAUUCACUGGACAAAUACAUUUAUUUAGUCAUUAUUGAAUUCCAAUAAUUAGAUCAUGACAGACAUCGAUCUGGAAUUGCGCACUUCCAUAAAAAAUAGAAAUAACUUGAAGUCCUAGUAUAAUGGCUGUUUCAUUAAAUUAGUGUCAUGCUAUAAAAUAAACAAUUUUAACUAUUAACUAUGAUUAUAAUCUCAGCAUUCCCAAGUGUAAGGACACACGUCUCCUGAAACCACUCUACUGACACGCCAUUUAAUAAAAUCUUAUACCUGACAAUAUAGUUUGAAUUUCUAUAUUAGGUAUAGGAUUACUUUUUAAAUUGCCAAUUUCUAAAGUAAAACCAAGAUGUCUCGUGGAGUUAUGUGCCCACCGCCAUCUUCCCUGCGCUUUUCCAUAGCAACAUUUAAUUGAUCUAUUCGUAUUUUACCUAUUUAUUUUGUCUUUUACAGUUUUUUUUUUUUUUUUAUGUUUAAAAUUGACAAAACGCAAUCAUGAAUAAGAGCAGCACUUGUUGUUUUUAUAAAUUUAAUUCAAUGAUAUGUUGACCCGAUUACAUACCUACUUAGCAAUAUAAACUUUAAUUGUUUGAACAUAGCGGUUAUAUUUAAAGCGUUGGUACCUAAGAAAAUAGUGAGAACCCAAGCAAGCGUCUAAGUAAUUUACUAAAAAUAAUUUAAAAAAUCUAUAGAAUUUUAUGCGUAUGCGUGUGAAUUUGUUCUGAUAAGCAGCGAUUAGGAAAAAUUCAUAGUCUUGAACAUUAAAAACGCGAAGUAGAGUGAGCCAAAAAUUUUUAAUAUAUUUAAACCAUUAUUUAUUUUUCUAUUAUAAUAACCUGAGGUUACCUACACAUAUAAAGGACUUUUUUGUCGUCAUUUAUUACAAACGGUUUAAUUUUUAAAUUGUAGGAGGUGGGUUGAUAAAGAAUGUAAUAUCAUUCUUAUCUUUUUUUAAUCAUUAAAAGAAUACCUACCUAUAUAUAAAAGUGUGUCCACAAAAGGUUUUUUAUGAUAUAAUACACGUAACAAAACGGCAUAUUAGACAAUAAAAUCAAGGAAUCAGUGUGAAUUGCCCGUUUACCUUAAAGAUUAAAAUAAAAUACGUUAUGCCAUGAUUUGUAACAUUUAGCUCAAUGCUGGUUUUUAUUAAUCUUCACUGAAUACCAAAACUGGUUAAUAUUGUGCAGUAAUACGAAAAGUACAAAUACGCAUGCAACAUAAUUGCUAGAUAACCACCUUGAUUAGUAUCUGAACGAUUAUUUAAGGUGCUCUACGUCAUUACUCUUAAAAAGAGUGGUGAAAUGAAUGUAAGAGAUGAGUGUAAAGAAAAGAAUUCUUCGUAAACUAGAGAUAAUUAUUGUCGGAGUCUAUUUAAUGUCUGUGUGCAUUGGUGUGGUGGUUAGUCGUGUAUUUGAUGUUUGGCAUAAUUUAUUGUACAUACCACAUAGUAGCAAUGAUCGAUAAAAUGUGGCGUGAAUUUAAAUCCUCCAUAAGAACUUCUUUGGUAGAUUUUUCGUAUGUUUAAGGUGUCUAUAAUAUAAUCUAUUAUUUUGAUGUAUACAUGGAUAUCAACAUUAGAAUAUAUCUACAUAAACAUAUAUACAUACAUAUAUGGCUAUUUUUACAUGAGUAAAAGCAGAUUAAUCCGAUGUAGUUAACGAGUAACGUAUAUACCUACAUUUUAUUGUUUCCACUGGAUGUUCUCCGAGAGUAUGUUCAUAAAGUCAUUAUUAUAUUUUAAAAUUGCUAUUAUAGGAUACCUGUCCAAAAUAUUAAUAUAUACCUACUAUUAUUUAACUUCCCCCUAACUAAAUCAUGUUUAAAAUUAUAUAUAUGUGCUUUAUUUACACUACCUUUAAUCAUUCCGAAUUGUUCAUCAAUAGCCUGUAUAAAUCAAUAUUAAUUUUAUUCCACCAGAUAAAAAAAAAUACAAAGCGUUCGAAUAAUUUAUAUUUAAAAUAAAAAUAUGUACCCAAAUAACACAGUUUUAAUAAGUGUGUAAUAAUAUUAAUAAUCUAACUCCGGUGUAUUUAAAUUCUUAUGCAUGAACUUCAACAAAGUAUAACAAUCUUAUGAAUCUGUUUAUCCAAUGAUACAUGAUACAUUGUCUAAUGGUACCUAAUGUCUGGUAUGGUGUUUCAGGAAAACAAUAGUUCAGUCUCGAUAAUUACUUAAUAUGUUUCCUUUAAAGGAUUAUAUUAAUAUAUUUGAGUUCAGUUUUCAGGAAGGAACUUUUAUAAGUAGGUACCUUAUCCGUCCGUUUAAUUUGUAACUAACUGACCCGACAGACAUCCUGUCCUAACGUCAAUGCGAACUCUUGUUGGAUACGAGUAUAUCACUUUAAAGCAUUAAAUAUGAACGCAUGCUUACUUCUUUCUGCACUUUAACUUUAUAAUGUCAUGACAAAUACAUAAACAAUUAUAACAUAAACGAAGGUACAAGUGGUGUUCCAAGUGAUGUGCUUACCAACUAAAUAUACUUAGUGUGUGUUAUACCUGGUUAUACAAAGACUUCGUUACGAUCUUAUUCUUGUAAAUUAACUACGCCUCUAGCGGAUAGUUUUGGAAACUCAGAUUUCCAUACAAACUUGUCAAUGUGAAUGUGAUCACUCUGUUGUAUUCAUUUCAUUUUUAUUUACUUAGAUUUAUAAUUAAAUCUUCGGUAAAUAGAGUUGGAUUAAUACUUAAAUCAUUAGUUUUAAAAAAACUGUCAUUAUUAAAGGAAUAUGGUUGUUGCUGAGAUCUAUGUAAAAAAAUAUUUUAAUUUUAUUUAUUCAAAUCUAUAGAGAAAGCGAAAGAUAAUGGCUAUGCAAUCCUAACUCUAUCGCCUUGUACAAAUCGAACUGCCACGAUCAAUAGUAACCGUAGUACGUACCUAGGCAUGAGAAAACUAUAAGUGUAGUUUACUGGAAUGCAUUCUAAUUCCAAGUUGGGAUUGCAUAGUCAAUCGUUGUGAUUCUUAUGUAAUAUGAUUAUUACUUUUCCCACAAGAUAAUUGUCUGUCUAUUACAUAUUUUAAUACUUGAAAAAAAAAUGUAUUUAGAUUUGUCAAAUUGUAAUUAUCCGCAGUACCUACCUAUCCAGAAGGAGCAAAAUAGGCUUUCAGAACCUACUUUUGUUGGUAUCUAAUUCUAAUGUUUGAUAAUUAGCCAUGACGCCAAUAUAGCACUGUUUCACCCUAAAUGACUAAAUACAAUUAAAUACCUACUCGUUUUACUACAAACGAUCUUUUUGCACUUGGUGAAUAUGCACACCUCGUUAUUUGUUGCUCCGUGAUGUUAAAAUUACUAAAUAUCUAUGUGCUAGGCAGAUUUUACAUGUAAUAAAUGAUUGUACAUUAUUUGAGUGUGAAUAAUGAAUACUUAUUGACAUGAAUUCAUGAAAUAAAAUUUAUUUAGCGUUGCAA
Galleria mellonella (greater wax moth) is the source of this 9064-nucleotide messenger RNA. RefSeq names its product TAR DNA-binding protein 43-like. The coding region runs from base 247 to 1479 and encodes 410 amino acids. Gene Ontology annotation, molecular function: RNA binding. NCBI's taxonomy places the organism in Eukaryota, Metazoa, Arthropoda, Insecta, Lepidoptera, Pyralidae. Gene Ontology annotation, cellular component: nucleoplasm. The record is from RefSeq and is a predicted model, not a curated record. Gene Ontology annotation, biological process: regulation of gene expression. The transcript has a single exon.